This is a messenger RNA of Callithrix jacchus (white-tufted-ear marmoset), 2109 nucleotides long. Lineage: Eukaryota; Metazoa; Chordata; Mammalia; Primates; Cebidae. The record is from RefSeq and is a predicted model, not a curated record.
GGCUCACUACAACCUCCACCUCCUGGGUUCAAGCGAUUCUUCUGCCUCAGCCUCCCAAAUAGCUGGGAUUGUAGACAUGCAUCACCACGCCAGGCUAGUAUUUGUAUUUUUAGUAGAAACAGGGUUUCAUCAUGUUGCCCGGGCUGGUCUUGAACUCCCUACCUCAGCUGAUCCACCUGCCUUGGCCUCCGGAAGUCCCUCUUAUUAUAAGGACACUAGUCAUACUGAAUUCAGGGCCCAUCCUAACCCGGAAUGACCUCAUCAUAGCUUGAUGACAUCUGCAAAAAGACACUAUUUCUAAUAAGGUCACAUUCACAGGUUCUGGGUGGACAUGAACUUUGGGGGGCACUAUUCAACCGGGUAUAGCUGGUGUUCAAUCUCUAUACCCGGUUGAGGUUCUGAGAUAUGGAGGGUGUUGUUCUCUUGUCCUUCCCCACUGCUCCCAUCCCUCCCCCUUCCAGGUGUGAGGCGCACACUGAAAAUGCCACGCUCCUUCCUAGUGAAGAGCAAGAAGGCUCACACCUACCACCAGCCCCGUGCGCAGGAGGAUGAACCACUCUGGCCUCCUGCCCUUACCCCAGCAGCCAGAGACCAGGCCCUCAUCAACAGCCCUGUCCUCAGCACCCUAUUCCCAAGCCAGUGCCUAGACUGGACCAGCCUCAAACGAGAGCCGGAGCUGGAGCAGGACCAGAACUUGGCCAGGAUGGUCCCAGCACCAGAGGGCCCUAUUGUGCUGUCCCGACCACAGGAUGGGGACUCUCCACUGUCUGACUCACCCCCGUUCUACAAGCCCAGCUUCUCCUGGGACACCCUGGCCUCAACCUAUGGCCACAGCUACCGGCAGGCCCCCUCCACCAUGCAGUCAGCCUUCUUGGAGCACUCUGUCAGCCUGUACGGCAGCCCUCUGGUGCCCAGCACGGAGCCCCCCUUGGACUUCAGCCUCCGCUACUCCCCGGGCAUGGACGUGUACCACUGUGUAAAGUGCAACAAGGUGUUCUCCACCCCUCACGGGCUCGAAGUGCAUGUGCGACGCUCCCAUAGUGGGACCCGGCCCUUCGCCUGUGACAUCUGUGGCAAAACCUUCGGCCACGCCGUGAGCCUGGAGCAGCACACGCACGUUCACUCCCAGGAGCGCAGCUUCGAGUGCCGCAUGUGUGGCAAGGCCUUCAAGCGCUCGUCUACACUGUCCACCCACCUGCUCAUCCACUCAGACACGCGGCCCUACCCCUGCCAGUUCUGCGGCAAGCGCUUCCACCAGAAGUCAGACAUGAAGAAGCACACCUACAUCCACACGGGUGAGAAGCCGCACAAGUGCCAGGUAUGUGGGAAAGCCUUCAGCCAGAGCUCCAACCUCAUCACCCACAGCCGCAAGCACACGGGCUUCAAGCCCUUCAGUUGUGAGCUGUGUGCCAAGGGUUUCCAGCGCAAGGUGGACCUGAGGCGGCACCGCGAGAGCCAGCACAAUCUCAAGUGAGGCUGUGCCAGCUCCCAGCUCCUGGCCAGCCUGCCCUGCAAUCCUGUCACCUGGAAGCCAGCCUUACAUGCCCAGAUCUUUGGUCUCCUGGAGAUGGGACUGGACGGGAGUCUUCCAGCUUGUUUUGAGACUCACCAAAUUGCUGUGUGACCUUGGGCAAGUCACUUUCCUUCUCUGGAUCAACAUUUCUCCUGCUGCCAAGUGUGGGAGCCUGCCUGGGUCUUUCUGAACACAAGUUGUUUCCAGGUGUGCUCAGGUGCCUUCCUCUAGCACAGCACAGAAAGCUAAAAUACCCGCAGGGAGACAGGAAUGCCGAGAGUAGACCAGAGCUGGGACCCACGGAGAGGCCUGCUGCCCACUGAGCUGGGACUGGUCACGCUGGAUUUUAGUGGACCUCUUUCUGGCUGCAACAGGUAGAGAGUCAGAGCUGCCUCCCACCCCAGUCAGAGGCCUGGCACCCCCUCUACUUCGGCCAGAUGUGCUGACUGUCCCCUACUUCUGACCAGCACUCAGCUGGCCACUGGGGAUUCCAGUUCUACAGCCAGGCCAUGAGGCUGGAGAAAUUGGCAGUUACUGCUGUUGAAAGCCUGUUCUCUUAAUUGCUGUCAAUAAAAUUAAAGACACAGAUUUGCUGC